Molecule: messenger RNA, 2922 nt
Organism: Adineta ricciae
Lineage: Eukaryota; Metazoa; Rotifera; Eurotatoria; Adinetida; Adinetidae
Source: the annotation of a GenBank genome assembly
AUGACUACGGAAACGGAAUUGAUCUUUUCACCAGAGCGUACAUCAAAUAGUUCCUUUCAUGUAUUCUCGAGCAAAAAAAUCAGUCGUCGAAGAAUUCCAAUAAAUCAACCACCAAAACCUGUUUCAUGUCGUGUUUAUCGAUAUUUCACACCAGCUGCUACUCGUGUAGCAAAUGCGGUUUCAGUUAGUUCAAAAACAUUUGGUGUUGCUUUGGAAAGUCCAUUUUAUACAAAAACUAUUGCAUCGACGUAUUGGGAUCAAUGCUUUGAACAUCUUGAAUGUCUCGGCCGUGGUUCAUUUGCUGAAGUUUACAAAGUUCGUCAUAAAGAAGAUGAUCAAUUGUAUGCAAUUAAACGUUCAUUAACGAAAUUUCGUGGCAAAUCAGAUCGUGAUCAAAAGUUGAAAGAAGUUCGUUUCCAUGAAACAUUGGCAACUCAUCAGAAUAUUCUCAAAAUUAUUCAUGCAUGGGAAGAACGCGAACGUUUAUAUAUUCAAACUGAACUUUGUCGUGGCAACUUACUCGAAUAUGCCACCGAACAUCAAAUUACACAACCAAUGGUCUGGCAUUUCCUGUAUCAAACGAGUCAAGCGCUUGAUUUUCUUCACUCAUUGUUUUAUGUUCACAUGGAUGUUAAACCUGAAAACAUACUGAUAACUAAUGAUGGAAUCCUUAAAUUAUGUGAUUUUGGUAUUGUACAUGAUCUACGAAGUCCUUCAACGUUAGCACAGGAUGGCGAUGCGCGUUAUCUGGCUUUUGAAGUUCUCUCAGGGAUGAUUUCACCGGCUGCCGACGUCUUCAGUCUAGGCUUAGCAGCAUUGGAACUAGUCAGUGAUUAUGAUAUGCCUGUGAAUGGUGAUGUUUGGACAGAUAUCCGAGAACUACGAUUACCUAAUGAAAUCGUGUCGGUCUUAACUGAUCUCGAACUGAAAGAACUUCUUUUUCGAAUGAUCCAUUCGAAUUAUCAAUCGCGACCAACAGCGAAGCAAGUACUCGACAGUCCUACAAUUCGAGAAGAAAUUUGCAAAAUGAUUUCACCAUUUGCAUUCGAUCAACAUCGACACGAACGGACGCUAUCACCCAUGCAUGAAAGCGAUUCACUGAUUAGUCAUGGUUGUCGAACGCCGAUUAAAAAAGCCAAACGACCACCUAAUUACGGCGGUUAUCAUGAUGAACAUUCGGAGGAUGAAAUGAAACAACUCUCGAUUCAUGAUCAUUCUCAACUAACACCACCACCACCGCCAGUUACUGGUGAUCCACUUCGUAUUCGUCUUUUCCCUACUGAUUCCGAUGACGAAACUAAUGAAAAUCAUGUGUACUUUCGAAAAUCGCCACUGAAAUUCAAAUUCGAUACGUCAUGCUAUGCCUAUCGUUAUUUGAAUACAUUGAAAAUUCACUCGGCUUUGCCUUCAGCUAUACCUACUGGUAUUCCUACUAUUGGUUGUAUGGCACAGAUUAUAAACACUUCGAAUUCAGCUGAUUACCAAUCGAUGAUUCGAUCGACAACGCCAUCCGAAGAUGAAGAUCACUUUCUCACCCCAUCUUCGGAUAUCAAUUUCUCUCAACUGAACGGCGUUGUUCAUCAAUUUACUAGUAUAGAAAUUAAUCCAAAUGAUAAUGAUUCAGUCAACACAGAUGAUUUAUCGCAAUCGACCACACGUCUUAUUCCUCAAUAUGAAACAUACCUCAACUUAAGUACAUCAAGCAGUGAAACAAGUCUUGCUCGACCACUUCUCAAUGGAAAAACACACUCAACUCCUCUCUACACCGAAGAUGUGAAAAUCAAAUCCCCGACUGAUUCGACCCAUCCGUUGAAAAGCAAUUACUAUUCAUUCAUCAAAAUCUAUUUCAUGGAUAUGUUUAUGUCAGCAUUCGUCAUAACACCGCUCGUUAACAUACAUUGGCGCGGAGCAUGGGACCUACUUGAUAUAUAUCUUCUACCUGAACAUCCACAUACAAGCGCACUUGUUUCACUAGCUAUUGGUCUCUUCGUUCUUUAUUUGAUCUAUCUCAUGCAAAAUUUCCUCCAAAACUUCUAUGAAAAACACCGUAAAAAUCUUCGUGGGCAGAUCAUGGCAAGAUUCUAUACGCUAAUCGUGGCAUUCGCAUACAUCAAUCAAUGGCGUGGCCUGUGGAACUUAUUGGAUUUAACAAGUAACAAUUGGUAUCGACUGACCAUCGAGACGCUCAUCAGUAUUGUCGUACUUUUAUGUAUGAAAGCAGUUUAUAAUCUUAAUUCCGCACCAUUUUUAAUCGCUACGGAUACCGAACAUUAUUUUCUGGUCGAUUCGAAAUUUGUUGUUUCGACACGUCGAUUUUGGCAAUAUACAUGCGAUUUUACUGUUUAUGAACUCGUCGAAGCUCCGUUCAUUGUCAUUGCCUGGCGCGGUUUGUACAACCUCUCAGAUAUCUAUAUCUAUCCAGAUAACAAGACAAUGUCAAUGUUAAUCUCAUUUGCAAUUGGUUAUUCCUUGUUUUUCCUUCUUGCACUUUUACAAAUACCAAUAAUUCAAUGUUUUAUGAAGAAAACUCCUCAAAUACUCUACACAAUCCUUUCAAAUGUUUUUCAUUUGAUGGCAUUUGUUAGUGUCGUUCAAAUCUGGCGCAGUCUAUGGCUGAUAUGUGAACAAUAUAUUAACAUACCUGGCUAUCAUCAUUCAACACUCUGGCUUUGCUAUGUUGCCGCGUUUAUUGUAUUGACAUGCAUUUUUACAGCAUGUUCGUUGAACGGACCGGCGGGAACGAAGGAAAGUUACAUGGAUGAUCAACCAGUUUUUCUCUUCAAAUUUGAUUAUUUUUCAACUCUACUGAAAAAACAAUCAGAUCGUUUGAAAAGUCAAAAAGCGAAUGAUCUUGGUUCCGACUUAUCAUCAACGGAAACGAUCGUAUCGAACGAAUCACCUUAUCGUUUUAAGCCUCCCUAA